Cololabis saira (Pacific saury) is the source of this 2761-nucleotide messenger RNA. Its product is annotated as paralemmin-1-like. The coding region runs from base 262 to 1140 and encodes 292 amino acids. Lineage: Eukaryota; Metazoa; Chordata; Actinopteri; Beloniformes; Belonidae. The record is from RefSeq and is a predicted model, not a curated record. Gene Ontology annotation, cellular component: membrane. Gene Ontology annotation, biological process: regulation of cell shape. The transcript has 3 exons.
CUAGUGUCAGCUUCUCACUAGUUUGCUCUCAAACAGAGGAGGCUCUUGUCUUUAGAGACCAUGACAGCAAAAGGGAGUUACCACAGAAUCGUAUUAAAAAUCGGGUGUAUCCCAAAGUUCGGCGUUCUCAGACCUAGAUCUUGCCGGUGUUAGUCAGAGGAAGUGCAACAGAUUCAUUUGCUUCAUAUCAAAAUAAGAGAUUUUAUUUGGACUAACACAAGUGAGGGCAAAUAAAGAGGUUGGAUUCACCUCUCGACACAAAUGGCACACAGUAUGUAUCACGACAGCGGACAAGCUGGGCGAUCAGUCCUGGGAAUGCUAGCCGUGCAGGUGGAGCGAGACCCCAAGACGGGGGCCACCAUUGUGAGGUCGGUGGCCCCCGUGUCCUCCCCAGCCGGGGCUCCGACGGCCACCACGGUCUUUGACGACGGCAGGAAGAGCAUCCACGCCGUGGGAGGCUCGGUGGCUCAGCCUUCAAACGAGGAGCUCAGUCAGAUCCUGAGAGCCGUUAACGGAGUUGGGAUGGAUAUGCUGCUGGACGAGGGGACGGUCCCGCAGAGUGCAGCAGAGAUGACGGCACAGGACGUGGGAACCAGCGAAUCCCUAGAGGAAGAAGUCCUGUCGUUCAGCACCCACGAUGUCGUAUUAAGGGAGGUCCCCGUACAGCUGGACAGCUCUGGGAUUAAGCAUGUGGAAGCUGGGGUGGUGAAGGUGGAGAAGUGUGAUGUAAGCAUCACAAACACGGACGACAACACCGUGAUGAUGGUCCGGAGUGCUGAAGAACAAGUGCAGAACAUGGAGGGUCAGAGACUGGAGGAAGAUCCAGUCACGCUUGUGUUCCUGGGCUACGCCGAUGACACCUCGGACCAGGGCGACGGGGAGGAUGCUCGGGCAGGCAUGCUCACCGCGGAGCGGGUCAUCAUCACGGAGGAUGGAGAAGAGCAAGUCUUUGGACAGGAAAUGUCUGCUUCGCCUCAGUCAGCGUUAGCAGAGGGAGCCGAGCAAGAGGCCGCGAGAGAGUCCCAGGACAAAGGCCUUUCAGACGUUCCAGUGGAUGGAAGUGGAGCAGAAGCUAAAGCCCAGGGCCGGGAGGGUGAUAAUGGGAAGCACAAGACCUGUCAGUGCUGCUCCGUCAUGUAAGGAAUGAGUGAAGAAAGAUCUCAGUCACAGCUUGAAAUAUGUAAUUUGCUAUGUUAGUGUGUCAUGCAUCUUUCAUUAGACACUCUUUGCCACACUGUGGCCCUAAACUGAUACACCUGAUACGGUCUUAAAUUGGUUUUGACUCUGGACACGCAGCACUUAGCUUCCCUCGCCAAGGAAGAACACAUUUAUGAUGAUGUGGCUCCUUUAGAGCAUUUAAGGACGACGGUACCGUCCUCCGGGUCAACGGAGCAGAGAAUUUCUUCAUGUCCUGUUGCAGCCAGCUUCAUCUUCUUCAGGGGCCUCAUUUAUAAAGCUUGCAUGCGCUCAAAACAAGGCUUGAAAGAUGCGCACGCCACCUUCUACGCAAAGGUUGGGAUUUAAAAAAAAAAAAAUAACGGGAAAAUGUGCGUAUCUUUACGCAAACUUUGAUCCUAGUGCACGAACAUUUUGAAGAUAUGGGGAACUGGAGACGCAGACGGUGAGGUGGUGAAAUAAAGCCAGAUUCAUGUCAUACUUUUAAUGUCAUCACAUAUCAGACUUCAGUCAGCGUCAGUCAGGACACGGCCACUUUCAGGUGCGCCAUGUGCUUGGUUCGCUCUGGUGCUGCUGGUGCUGCAGCCGCAGUGCAGGACACGCCGUGCCGGUGUCGUGCCAAAAAGUGACAGUGCCAGAAUCUGAUUUAUCCCCUGAAAAUGGGUCUUUUUACCUGCCAAAAAUUGAUUGAAGGCCAAAUACAGUAAAUGAAAAGUUAUUUCUGCCUAAAUAUGACUUGAUCUCAUUCGUGAGCUUCAUAAUCUGAAAGAUCUGAAAGAUCUGUCCGUGGCACUCAUGGCGUUUAGCGCAGCAACGACGUGCUGCCACUCACUCGCUUUCUUUUUGUGAUGCCACUUCUGUGACCACGAAAUAAUCUCGUUUUCAUGGCCUCCACCUCAUCCACAACAUCUCGAUCUCGGUCUCCGUGAAAUUUAGUGGCACGGUGGCUCGACACAUGUGUCAUUCAUCCUGACGCGCAGCAGAAACAGACUGCAGGAAGCCGCUGCGCAUGCUCAGCAGGCUCAUUCAUAUGCAAACACACUCAUCAAGUAGUUUGCAUUGCCCAUUUAUGGUAGAAAGUGGGCGUGUAAAGAGCGGGGUAUGAGGCGAAUUCAGGUGCGCAACUUUCCAGCUGAACUGUGAUUUAUAAAGCGAACAUUGCGUGCAGAUGUGCCUGCACAUGGUUUUAUAAAUCAGGAUUUUUUUGUCCGCACGCCAUUUUUGACUUUUCAGCGCACGUACACUUUUAGUAUGAAUCCUACGCACUCUUUUAUAAAUGAGGCCCCAGGACUUUAGCCAGAAAUACGCUAAAUGUUUAACAUCAGUGAAUACGAACAGGCCUGGCAUAGUUCAUAGAUUUCAGGAUGUUUAUUUCAACACUCAUGUUGUGAUUCUUUUGUCAAUUUUUAAUUUUACCCUGUAUUGUAAAGGGCUAUAGUUGCCAUACAGUGUUUCAAGAAUUUAUAAUUGAAUAUCUUGAAGUCAAGUUUACAAUAUCUCACUAUUUAACAUGAGUGUUAUGGUGCUGCGUUUUUCUACAAUUGAUCUAUUAUGUAUCUCAGUGACAAAACUGCUAAUACAGUUU